This is a messenger RNA of Colletotrichum scovillei, 5698 nucleotides long. Its product is annotated as EXS family protein. The transcript is spliced from 5 exons. Gene Ontology annotation, molecular function: inositol hexakisphosphate binding. Bases 248 to 3361 code for a protein of 1037 amino acids. Gene Ontology annotation, cellular component: Golgi apparatus; cytoplasm; plasma membrane. Lineage: Eukaryota; Fungi; Ascomycota; Sordariomycetes; Glomerellales; Glomerellaceae. The record is from RefSeq and is a predicted model, not a curated record. Gene Ontology annotation, biological process: cellular response to phosphate starvation; phosphate ion transport.
CAAGACUAAAACCAAACACCUUGAAAUUCCCCCGUUUCCCGUCGACAAAAACAAGGGCCAAGCUGGGAACGAGGCGGUGCGACUCGACUCGUUGGAAUCUCUCGACAGUACCCUGGAAUACACACAUGCUCUUACUUCAAUACACCUCAUAGAGUUUACAUGGCGUUGCCUCUUCCAUUCGUUCGGUAAACGCUGUUUUCCUGUACCUUUUACUUAGGCCGCGCUGCGCAACGGGCGCCACUACGUCAUGAAGUUUGCAAAGGAGCUCGAGCAAGACCUCGUACCAGAAUGGCGCAUCAAGUACCUCAACUACAAGGCCGGCAAGAAGUACGUCAAGGCCGUCUCCCGUGCCAUCAAUCGCGCCAACGGUAGCCCCCAAAACAACGCCAGCAAGAGCGAGAACCGCAUCGCCGCCAACUUCUUCCACAGCCAUUCGCCAUUCAAUAGCCAGAAACAUGGACACUCGCGAGGCGGAAAUCCCGACGAGCGGACCUCGCUCCGCCACAGCCCGGCCCCGGUCGGCUCAGCACGACAAAAGCCCGCGACACCAGCACGAGCGAUUCCCGUUUCCACCAGCCACGAACGUCAGGGGUUGAACAACGGGUCGACCGAUUUACAGUACGGGAGCUUCGUUCACACGCCGCCGAAUCAUGAUACCGGAGCCCCCUUGGACCGCAAGGCAACUUUUGAGCUGCCCGGGCCGGCAAUGCGCGUGCCUUCUCACCAGAGUGAUGCCAGCCCGCAGCCCGCUUCUGCCCAGGACGACCAGCCCACCCGCCAGGUACUGCAGAGAAGCGCCUCCAUGAUUGCGGAUGCCCCUCGCUCUUCUGGCCCGCCCCCGACCGAGCACGAGAACACGCCUUCAUCGCUACGGCUCCCCCACUCUGCGACAAUUGGAUCUGCCUAUAAUGCUUCGCCGAGAGGUGGUCUCAGGCGCCUGUUCUCAAACGCGUCACCUCUGAACCGAUCAGGGACGAACCCAGAGUACGGGCUCCAAGGGCUGGCUAUCGACCUAGUCCGGCAGAAGGAGAAGGAAUUCUUUGACUUUUUGGACUCUGAGCUGGAAAAGGUCGAGGCAUUCUACAAGUUGAAGGAGGACCAGGCCGGAGAACGUCUGAGUUUGCUUAAGGACCAACUGCACGAAAUGAGAAACCGGCGGACCCAAGAGCUGCAUGUCCAGAAGCAACAGGCAGAGAUCGACUUCCUCAACGGCGGACACGGCGACUCGGACGGUCCCCAAAAGGGCCCCCUCGGCUGGAUCGAUCCUGUAAAGUCCAAGAUCUUCCGCCCGGGGCCAAAUUCCAAGGCACUGUCGAAAAUGGCCCAGACCCCAGUCAUGCGCCCGAAAGGCGGCGACGCAGGACGGGACUACAUCCGACGACCCCACGAACAUGACGUCCCGUACCGAACCGCCAAACGCAAGCUCAAGCUCGCUCUGCAAGAGUUCUACCGCGGCCUCGAACUGCUCAAGUCCUACGCUCUCCUGAAUCGGACUGCGUUCCGCAAGCUGAACAAAAAGUACGACAAGGCUGUCAACGCCCGGCCCCAGUACCGCUACAUGAACGAAAAAGUCAGCAAGUCGUGGUUCGUCAACAGUGACGCUGUGGACGGCCAUAUCAAGGCGGUGGAAGACUUAUAUGCUCGGUACUUUGAGCGUGGCAACCACAAACUCGCGGCUGGCAAGUUGCGAAGUCUGAGUCGCAGACCGGGAGACGAGUCUGGGAGUGCAUUCCGCUGCGGAAUCCUCCUUGGUACUGGACUGGUUUUCGCCAUCCAGGGCGCCGUCUUUGGCGGCCAGCUGCUGUUCGACAAGGAUCCCGAGGUACGGUCACGCACCAGCUACCUCUUGCAGAUCUACGGCGGGUACUUCUUGAUGCUGCUUCUGUUCUGCAUGUUCUGUCUCAACUGUGCCAUCUGGACGCGGAACAAGAUCAACUACCCCUUUAUUUUCGAAUUCGAUACCCGGCAUAAUCUCGACUGGCGGCAGCUAGCCGAGUUCCCUAGCUUGUUCACCUUCAUCUUUGGAGUGUUCAUAUGGCUCAACUUUAGUGAGUACGGGACGAACGAGGUGUAUGAAUACUAUCCCGUAGUCCUGAUUGCUAUUUCCGUGUUCAUCAUCUUCCUCCCGGCGCCUAUUUUCAUGGCAAGGAGUCGAAGGUGGUUCGCCUACGCUCAUUGGCGCCUAUUGCUGGCUGGUCUGUACCCAGUCGAGUUCCGAGACUUCUUCCUCGGCGAUAUUUACUGUUCCUUGACGUACGCCAUGUGUAACGUCGAACUGUUCUUCUGUAUAUACGCCAACGCUUGGGAGAACCCGGCCCAGUGUAACUCCAGCCACUCCCGACUGCUCGGCUUCCUAGGCGCCCUGCCUCCCAUCUGGCGUUUCCUACAAUGUCUGCGUCGUUACAAGGACACGAGGAACAUCUUCCCUCACCUCGUCAACGGCGGCAAGUACACAAUGUCGAUCAUGGCCGCCGUCUCCCUCUCCAUGUACCGCAUCAACAACACCCACGGCAACCUCGCAAUGUUCAUCACCUUUUCCUCCAUCAACGCAAUCUACACAUCAAUCUGGGACCUCUUCAUGGACUUCUCCCUCCUUCAACCCCAAUCCCGGCACUGGCUCCUCCGCGACAUCACGGCCCUCAAGAAACGCUGGCCCUACUACUUCAUCAUGGUCACCGACCCAAUCCUCCGCUUCGCCUGGAUCUUUUACGCAAUCUUCACCCACGACACACAGCACUCCACCAUCGUCUCCUUCCUCGUCGCCCUGGCCGAGGUCUCCCGCCGCGGCAUGUGGACUCUCUUCCGCGUCGAAAACGAACACUGCGCCAACGUCGCGCAAUACAAGGCCUCCCGCGACGUCCCCCUCCCGUAUCGCAUCGAACCCCUCGUCGCGCCUCGGUCUUCGAUUGAAAGUGACGCUGGUAAAGAUGGCAAGGUACCAGAAGAAACGACCAGCGAGGCCGCAGUAGCAUCCGCUGCUUCUACCGGCGGCGGCCCUACUACCACAUCCGCAACGACCACCGCCAGACCAGCGGCGUCAUCCGACCCCCGCGCCGAGGAAUCCGGCACCCUCAGACAGAGAGUCAUGUCCGGCAUCACGCCCAUCCAGCGCAGCUUCUCCAAAAUCAUCGCUGAGGCGCACAGGCAGGACUUCGAAAAGAGAAGGAAACCCGUCGACGCGGAGACGGAGCAGCUGGAAGAGGCGGGCGGGAUGGCGAGCGAUGACGACGACGAGGGGUCUGCUUCUGACGACGACGAGGAAGGGAUCCGGUCUGGUGGGUCGGAGGCGGAUUCGAUGGAGAUAAGGCAGGUGAAUGGUCUUGUGCGUGAUCGUGGGGGACGGUCGAUUCAUCAUAAUUAGGAGUUGGUGUAGGGUCUCGGCGUAGGGUCUGCUUACGACUAAUGAGCAGACAUUGGAGCAUUAUUAAUUCGCAUUAGCAUUCUUGUUUGAACAAUGGGAAGAACAAACACUGUCUUAAGAAGUGGUUGCGUGAAUAUUGACUUGGAACGUAACCAAAAUGAUGCGUCUAAUUUGUGCUGGUACAUAUUGUAUAAAUCUACAAGCAAUCGUAACUUCGUGCUUCUCUACGGUGACACCCACGCAGUACGCCGCGCUUGAACAACCUCACUCCUACUCCUCGCCUACCAAAUAUCUAGAGUACUUAUAUACGUUCACCUCUACUCCGUGCCAUCUUGGUUUACCCAUGAACAAUUACUGCCACUCCGCGUCAACCUUCUCAAAGAGAUCCAAGAACCCCUUGAAGAACUUGACGCCCAAACCAGGGUCCAGCGCACCCGUCGUGGCGCGGAUGGAGUGCAUGCUCAACUGCGGCAAUCCCGCAUCCGCAGCCCUAACACCCAUGGCGGAGCUGAGCAUGGGUCCAACAGUGCCACCGCUGCGGGUAUCGUUGCGGAUCUGGAACGUCUGCGUCGCGGACCCGCUCAGCUCGCCAACACGCUGUAGGAUGGCCGUGGAGACGGCGUCGGUGGUCAUGUGGCCGUUGCUGUCGCCGCAGAUGGCGAUACCAACGUUGAGCUUGGGGAUGUGCUCGUCCAGGUACAGACCCAGGAAGUUGGGGUUUCCUGCGUGGGUUACGUCCGCAGACAGGAGGAAGGAGGAGGCAAAGGUCUGGCCAAUGACGUUUGAACCGAAAGCGACGUCGGCAUGUUCGCUCAGGGCCUCGACGGCGCGCUCGAUGGUGAGGGGGAGGAAGUUGCCUCGGGCGCCCUGGCGGAGGAGGGAUCCGAUUUCCUCGUCGUCGAAGAGGGCCACGAGCUUGAUUAUGCCGUCUUUGGGGUCCGAGUCGGCUGCGAGGAGACCGGUGAGGGCGGCCCAGGAGCAAACCUUGUCGUCGAUGCGGCCGCCAAAGAUGAAUUCGCGGUCGAGACCACCCGUCUGCGCGGGCUGGGAGUCGUAGAGUUCGAGUUCCCAGUUCACGAUUUCGGUAGGGGAGGCGAGGCCAAGCUCCUUGGAGACGAGCUUGACGAGCUUGGGGGGCUGGGUGUUGACGAAGGCGCCCUUGGGGCCGAGGGGUUCGACAGGGGUGGCGGAGGCGGCGUCCGGGUCUGAAGAGUCGAGGCCGAUAAUGGGGACGGCCUGGGUCUCCGGGUUGUUUUGGCCCAUCAUGCCGACGCCGAAGUGGGGUGCGAGGGUGGGGAUGCGGGCGAUGGGCCAGUCGAGGCGGACGAGCUUGGUAGACGUCUUGUUGGUCUCGGGAUCGCGGACGAUAACACGGCCACCGAUGGAGAGGUCUCGGUCCCACCAGGUCUGGUUGAGGGCACCAGCGUAGGGGGCGACGCCGAGCUGAUGGUAUCCGGCACGGGUGGGCUUGGAGCUGACAGGCUUGAGCUUGGCGGUGAGGGCGUCGAUGUGGCCGGCGAUCAUGGCGACACCGUUGCCGGGCUUGUAGGACUCGCCGACGGAGAAGGCGAUAAGAGCAGAACCAUUGCGGGUGGUCCAGUAUUUGCCUCCGGGCUGGACCUUGGAGGUCCAGCUUUCGCGGGCGGGAAGCUCAGUAUAUCCUGCGGCAGCGAGCUUGUCCUUGAAGUAGGAGACGGCGUGGAAGAUUGUGGGGUUCUCAGACAGGAAGUCGACAAAGGGCUGGGUGUAGGCCUCUGGUUUACUGGCGGCAACGGCGCAGAGCUUGCAGGCGGCCGGGUUGGCGGCGCGAACGGUCUGGCGGACCUCGCUGUAGCGGAGGGUAUUCCAGCAGGACUCGCAGACGGGGUUCUGGGAGGCUGGGCGGCCGUUCAUGUCGGCGAGGAGGAAGUGCUUCGAGGCCGGGCCCGGGGCGGCGGCGGCGGUGGUGGAGGCGGACAUGGAGGGCGCGGGGGAUUGAGAGCGCGAGAGAGCUUCGGCGUGCUCCAUUGCCUGAAGGCGGAGAGAGAGGGAAGAGACGCGGGAGCGAAGGGAGUCGGGAGUGUGUUUGGUCAUGGCGGGCGAGGCGUCGAGGGGGUGGGUUGCUUGAACGGUGGUGUUUGAGUUGGAGAUGAGGAAGCGGUUCAUUGACCCUCAAUGCGAUGCGCGCUGCCUGAGAAUUGGAAUGGGUAAGGUUGCGCGAUGCUGUGGAGGAUAAAUGCGCGGUGGAUGUCGUAGAGAAGAGAGUAGAAGAGUCAAGGUCAGACAAACAAGGUGACAAGGUAGGAAGAGGCGGAGUGGGAAUCGUAGAGGUUGGCGGUUGAAGACACCUCAGCUGGA